Chilo suppressalis (striped riceborer) is the source of this 963-nucleotide messenger RNA. The record is from the annotation of a GenBank genome assembly. NCBI's taxonomy places the organism in Eukaryota, Metazoa, Arthropoda, Insecta, Lepidoptera, Crambidae.
AUGCCACUACGUCACUCCCCACCAACACACGGAGACUGCCGCGCACCCAUAGAGAAUGUAGUUCGCAGUUUUACGCAAGAUGAGUUACCAGCACCGAAAAUUAUUCUACAGCAUAGUUCAUCAGAACAUGAUGUACAAAACUUAUCGGAUGAGCAUUCUAAUUCUAACUCGAGUGUAUCGAGGCGGUUCAAACGAAAGAGAACCAACACAUCGGAAAUACACUUAAACAAUUUUAUGUCUGAAAUUAGAGGUAUGAUGUCGGAUCUCAAACUUCAACAAGAAUCUCAGAUGGAAAAAAUUCAUGCCGCAAUUGAUGAAAUUAUAUCACAAAACACGGACAUUAGAGCGUCUAUUGAUUUUUUAUCGGCCAAGUAUGAUGCACUCAUAGAGCAGGUUGAUCAUCUUAAGGUUCAAAAUACGCAUCAACAGGAGUAUAUACAAUCUCUUGAACUCAAAUUAGAGAACAUGGAAAGGGGAGUACGUUCAACUUGUCUGGAAAUAAAAAACUUACCUGUUAAUAAAACUGAGUCUAAGUCGAGCUUGAUUGAAACAGUCACCAAGAUUGGUAAGGUCCUAAAUGCCAACAUACUGACCAACGACGUCAAAGACAUUUUUCGUAUCACCACUAGAAACCCAGACAACAAAACUGUCAUUGUAGAUUUUGUGAGCAUUAUUGCUAAAGAUACUGUAAUGAAGGCAUACAGGAAGUAUAAUAAAGAUCACUCCAAGCUUAUGACGGAACAAAUAGGUAUAAGUGGGCCCUCGAAACAAAUUUAUAUCUGUGAAAACCUUACUGCUAAAAUGAAACGCUUAUUUUACCUAACUCGUGUUUUCGCAAGCAGUAAACAAUAUAAAUAUUGUUGGACUACAAAUGGCAAGAUAUUUAUUAGAGAAAAAGAAGGGUCUUCUUACCAUUUAAUAAAAGAUGAAUCGGAUUUAAAAAAAUUGGAUACACCGGUAUGA